This is a messenger RNA of Peromyscus eremicus (cactus mouse), 2234 nucleotides long. RefSeq names its product neuronal growth regulator 1 (gene Negr1). Bases 226 to 1272 code for a protein of 348 amino acids. The transcript has 7 exons. The record is from RefSeq and is a predicted model, not a curated record. NCBI's taxonomy places the organism in Eukaryota, Metazoa, Chordata, Mammalia, Rodentia, Cricetidae. Gene Ontology annotation, cellular component: neuron projection.
GAGCUGCAGACGAGCAGAAAGGAGGCGAGGCCGGGGAAAGAGGGAAACUACGCCCGACAACUAGGGAGGGGGCGAGAAAGAGAAGAAACCCACCCACCCACUCAGAAAAAGGAAAAGAGGAAAAAAAUCUCGUGUGGCGCGCCGCCUGGUUACCGGGCAGCCUCGCCAGCAGCAGGGGGUGGGAGCCGACGCUGCCGGAGAGCGAGCAGCCUGGCAGGCACGGACAUGGUGCUCCUGGCGCAGGGCGCUUGUUGCUCGAACCAGUGGCUGGCGACGGUGCUUCUGAGCCUGUGCUCUUGCCUCCCGGCUGGGCAGAGCGUGGACUUCCCCUGGGCGGCCGUGGACAACAUGCUGGUGAGGAAAGGUGACACGGCGGUGCUCAGGUGUUACUUGGAGGAUGGAGCUUCAAAGGGUGCCUGGCUCAACAGGUCAAGUAUCAUUUUUGCUGGAGGUGACAAGUGGUCAGUGGAUCCUCGUGUUUCCAUUUCCACAUUGAAUAAAAGAGACUACAGCCUCCAGAUACAGAAUGUUGAUGUGACAGAUGACGGCCCAUACACCUGUUCUGUGCAGACCCAGCACACACCGAGGACAAUGCAGGUCCACCUCACUGUGCAAGUUCCUCCGAAAAUAUAUGACAUCUCAAAUGACAUGACCAUCAAUGAAGGAACCAAUGUCACCCUCACUUGUUUGGCCACUGGGAAGCCAGAGCCUGCCAUUUCCUGGAGGCACAUCUCCCCAUCAGCAAAACCAUUUGAAAAUGGACAAUAUUUGGACAUUUAUGGAAUUACAAGGGACCAGGCUGGGGAGUAUGAAUGCAGCGCAGAGAACGACGUGUCAUUCCCAGAUGUGAAGAAAGUGAGAGUGGUCGUGAACUUUGCACCUACGAUUCAGGAAAUUAAAUCUGGCACCGUGACCCCAGGACGCAGUGGGCUGAUAAGAUGCGAGGGUGCAGGUGUGCCGCCUCCGGCCUUUGAAUGGUACAAAGGAGAGAAGAAGCUCUUCAAUGGCCAACAAGGAAUUAUCAUUCAGAAUUUUAGCACAAGAUCCAUCCUCACAGUGACCAAUGUGACACAGGAGCAUUUCGGGAACUAUACUUGUGUGGCUGCCAAUAAAUUGGGCACAACCAACGCAAGCCUGCCCCUCAACCCUCCAAGCACAGCCCAGUAUGGAAUCACAGGGAGUGCCUGCGACCUUUUCUCCUGCUGGAGCCUUGUGUUGACAAUGUCCUCCAUCAUCAGUAUAUUCUACCUGAAGAAUGCCAUCCUACAAUGAAUUUAAAGACCCAUGAAAGGCUUCUAAGGAGUCUCUGAGAGUGCUGAUGGCUGGAUCCAAUCUGGUGCAGUUGGGUAGAAGCAGCGUGGGAUACAAUCGGCUGUCUGUACGAGGGUGACGCCGUCUGUGGAAUCGCUGGUUGUGUAAAUACUUUCAUUCUCCUCUCCUUUUGAUUAGACACACGACCUUGUGAAGCACUGCACAUUGUCCUUUUUUAAGAUGUGAAAGCUCUGAACUUACUUUUAGAGGAUAUUAAUUGUGAUUUCAUGUUUGUAAUCUACAACUUUUCAAAAGCAUUCAGUCGUGGUCUGCUAGGCUUCCGGCUGUAGUUUACAUGACAAAUAUUGCAGUGAACACAUGAUUCUUUAAGGCUGCAAUACAAGGGUUCAGUGCCCUGUUUCAAUAAGAGUCAACCCACAUUUACAAAGAUGCAUUUUUUCUUUUUUGAUAAAAAAAUCAAAUAAUAUUGCCUUCAGAUCAUUUCUUCAAAAUAUAACACAUAUCUAGAUGUCCCUGCUCGCAUGACAUCCAGGUUUUGGAAAUGAGCCUUGUAAUAUAACUCGCUGUGCUUCUCCUUCUAAGUUCAGCAUGGGUGUGCCUUCACAAAAUAAUCUUCUCUUUGUCUCUGACAAAUACAUAAUGUUUUCCUAAACCUUGCAAUUUGGAAGCAAAAGUAAAUUACACUGAUAAACUAAGCCUGAGAACUUUGCCCACAGCAUCUCAGUCUCCUUGAUGAGGCUGAGGUUAAAUCUUAGUGCACUGUGGGAAAGCAUGAGCUGUCCGAGGACAGCACCGCCUGUUCAGAGACCCCAGCAAUGCAGCGGUCUCCUGCACCAUUGCAAGCUGAUGUCCUAAGACAGCUUCUCCACAUGGACCUACAGUCCUAUCACCAUUAGAUGUGAGGUGGUGAGUGCUCAGAUGAAUCUGGUUUUGACAUCAGUAAGUUAGUGUGACAGAAACCC